GUGACAAGCCCAAAAAAACCGCAAACCGCGAUACCAAUAUCUGUAAGCGACUUUACAAAAAAACAAGCCCAAAGUCGCUUGAAAUAAGCGGACUUGGCAACACUGGCGCGCUGCCGUUAAAAACAAAAAAAGAAGAAGGAGAAGAAGGAAGGAAGAAGACGAGAAGAAUGAAGAGACAAGAAGGUAGUAGCGUAGCCAUAGCAGUAGCAGUAGCAGUAGCAGCAGCCUCCCGCUAGGGGGCGGUAGCGUCUCCAUUAACUGUCUAUGGGAGAGCGCAGUUGUUCCUGUGUAGAAAGAGAAUAAUAAAUCAGUCACUUUAUCUUCCUCAACUGAAGUGAAUAAUCGUUGUACUCGUGACUAGCUUGUCCGUACUAGAGCCUCGUCAUCAUGUCUGGGGGUCCAGCAGUACGGGUCAGCAUUGAGUCUUCCUGUGAGAAGCAGGUGCAGGAAGUGGCCCUGGACGGGACAGAAACCUACGUCCCCCCUCUGUCCAUGUCGCAGAACUUGGCAAAGUUGGCACAAAGAAUUGACUUCAGCCAGGGGUCUGACUCCGAGGGGGACGGGACGGAGGGCGAACCCAGGGACCGCGAGUGGAGCAAGCAGGAGCCGGAAGAAGAAGAAGGCACGGUGAAGUUUCAGCCUUCUCUUUGGCCCUGGGACUCGGUGCGUAACAACCUGCGCAGCGCCCUGACGGAGAUGUGUGUGCUCCACGAUGUGCUCAGCGUGGUGAAGGAGAAGAAGUUCAUGGCCUUAGACCCGGUGUCUCAGGAUCCAGCAGCUGGCAAGACCCCCCAGGUGUUCCAGCUGAUAAGUAAAAAGAAAUCCUUGGGCACGGCAGCACAGCUCCUCCUGAAGGGAGCAGAGAAGCUCUCCAAGUCAGUAGCAGAGAACCUGGAGAACAGGCGGCAGAGGGACUUCAACUCGGAGCUGCUGCGACUCCGCUCCCAGUGGAAACUACGCAAAGUGGGAGACAAGAUCCUGGGAGACCUCAGCUACCGGAGCGCAGGUUCCCUGUUUCCUCACCAUGGCACGUUUGAGGUGAUCAAGAACACAGACAUUGAUCUGGAUAAAAAGAUCCCGGAGGACUACUGCCCGCUUGAUGUCCAGAUCCCCAGUGAUUUGGAGGGAUCUGCUUAUAUUAAGGUGUCCAUCCAGAAACAAGCUCCAGACAUCGGUGACCUGGGAACCGUCAACCUGUUCAGAAGACCGCCAAAAACCAAAGCCGGCACCCAGCUGUGGCACGUGAAGCUGGAGGCAGCGCAGAACGUUCUGCUGUGUAAGGAGAUCUUCGCCCAGCUGUCCCGGGAAGCGGUCCAGAUUAAAUCCCAGAUCCCUCACAUUGUUGUGAAGAAUCAGAUCAUCUCACAGCCCUUCCCAGGUCUGCAGCUGUCCAUCUCACUGUGCCACUUCACGGGAGAGAAGAAGAACCACCACCGGGCGUCCCCAGAGAAACCCAAACCCGAUGACCACCUUUACGUACUGGAACACAAUCUGCAUCAAAUGAUGAGAGAGUUUCACAAGCAGCAGCUGAGCUCCGUGGUCAUGCCCCACCCCGCGAGCGCCCCCUUCGGCCACAAGCGCAUGCGCCUGGCGGGGCCGAUGGCCUACGACAAGGCUGAAAUCUCCAGCUUGCAGCAGAGUGAGGGGCUUCUCGAGAAGAUCAUCAAACAGGCCAAACACAUUUUCCUACGUAGCAGGACGGCGCGGACCAUCGACAGCCUGGCAAUCCGCAUAGAAGACCCCCAGAUCCAGGCUCACUGGUCUAAUAUCAAUGAUGUGUACGAGUCCAGCGUCAAGGUGCUCAUCACCUCUCAGGGCUACGAGCAGAUCUGCAAGUCCAUCCAGCUGCAGCUGAACAUCGGUGUCGAACAAAUCCGAGUGGUGCACAGGGACGGACGUGUCGUCACUCUGUCACACCAGGAACAGGAACUGCAGGACUUCCUCCUCUCACAGAUGUCACAGCAUCAGGUGCAUGCAGUUCAGCAGCUGGCCAAGGUGAUGGGCUGGCAUGUCCUAAGCUUCAGUAACCACGUAGGCCUGGGCCCAGUGGAGAGCAUCGGAAACGCCUCAGCGGUCACUGUUGCAUCUUCCAAUGGAGAGUACGCCAUCUCAGUGCGUAACGGCCCAGAGAGCGGGUGCAAGGUUCUGGUCCAGUUCCCCCGCACCCAGACCAAAGAGCUGCCAAAGAGCGACGUCAUCCAGGAUGCCAAAUGGAGCCACCUCAGGGGGCCGAGCAAAGAGGUCCACUGGAGCAAGAUGGAAGGACGAAACUUUGUCUACAAGAUGGAGCUCCUCAUGGCUGCGCUGACUCCUUGUCCUUAGACACAGUCAGCGUGCGGACUCCUUUCCCGUAAACAAAGCCAUGGUUUAUAUGCAGUUACAUGGCGGUGAACUGGACAACCAAACCCAUAGAAUCCACCUUUUCUAGAGAGAUUUUCAGCCACGACAUUUUCAAAAAUGUGACUUUUCUCUUCCUUUCCUCUUCCAGUAGUGUCUGCAGCAUGCUCGGUUUUUUUUAUAUUUGUGUGUUCCUCAAACAGUCUGAUACAGAAUAAAACGUUAAGUCU
This is a messenger RNA of Etheostoma spectabile (orangethroat darter), 2567 nucleotides long. RefSeq names its product mediator complex subunit 17 (gene med17). Gene Ontology annotation, biological process: regulation of transcription by RNA polymerase II. NCBI's taxonomy places the organism in Eukaryota, Metazoa, Chordata, Actinopteri, Perciformes, Percidae. Gene Ontology annotation, cellular component: mediator complex; core mediator complex. The transcript has 13 exons. The record is from RefSeq and is a predicted model, not a curated record. Gene Ontology annotation, molecular function: transcription coregulator activity. Bases 388 to 2322 code for a protein of 644 amino acids.